Messenger RNA from Pseudogymnoascus verrucosus, 3251 nucleotides. RefSeq lists its product as uncharacterized. Gene Ontology annotation, cellular component: vacuole. Bases 1 to 2976 code for a protein of 991 amino acids. Gene Ontology annotation, molecular function: beta-galactosidase activity. The transcript has 11 exons. The record is from RefSeq and is a predicted model, not a curated record. Gene Ontology annotation, biological process: carbohydrate metabolic process. Lineage: Eukaryota; Fungi; Ascomycota; Leotiomycetes; Thelebolales; Thelebolaceae.
AUGAAGAUCUCAACGCUAGUUACAGCUGCCUGUGUCGCUUUUCAGGGCACAGCAGCAGCCGUCGUUUCGGGCAAGCCGUCUACUUUCAUUAGAGACUAUGAUAAGCGCGACUUGCUUCAGGAUGUCGUCACCUGGGACGAGCAUUCCUUAUUCAUCCAUGGGAAACGUGCUAUGAUUUUCUCGGGAGAAGUUCAUCCUUGGAGACUUCCCGUGCCUUCGUUGUGGCUUGACCUUUUCGAAAAGAUCAAGGCACUUGGAUACAACACUGUGUCGUUCUACGUCGACUGGAACCUUCUUGAGGGGAAGCAAGGAGAGUUCAGAGCAGAUGGCGUAUUUGCUUACGAGCCCUUCUUCGAAGCCGCUACUAAGGCCGGAAUUUGGUUGAUUGCACGUCCGGGUCCAUAUAUCAAUGCAGAAGUAGCAGCAGGCGGACUUCCAGGCUGGCUGCAGCGUAUCAAAGGCAUGAUCCGCACAAAUGCGGAUGACUACAUGGAGGCAACAGAAUUAUAUGUUGCUUCGAUCGGAGCCAUAAUUGCAAAGGCUCAAAUCACGAACGGCGGCCCAGUCAUUCUAUAUCAACCCGAAAACGAGUAUUCGGGAGGCAUACCGCCCGCUGUAUUUCCUGAUGCGCCUUACUUCCAACGUGUCAUUGACCAGGUGCGCAAAGCCGGGAUUGUCGUUCCACUCAUUAACAACGAUGCUUGGUCUGGUGGCCAUAAUGCUCCAGGGACUGGGCUCGGAGAGGUGGACAUAUAUGCUCACGACAACUACCCAAUUGGAUUUGAUUGCUCCGAUCCCACAGUGUGGCCAGCAAAUGGGCUGAGGACUGAUCAAUACUCGACCCGCGUUGAAAUUAGCCCCAACACCCCCUAUACGAUCCCCGAGUUCCAAGGUGGUGCAUUCUCACCUUGGGGAGGAUGGCCCAUUGACAAAUGUGCCGAGCUUGUGAACCAAGAGGCCGAGCGUGUGCUCUACAAGAAUAACUACGCUGCUGGUAUCUCCAUCAUGAACCUCUACAUGACCUAUGGUGGAUUGAACUGGGGAAACCUCGGUCACUAUGGUGGUUUCUCGACUUACGACUACGGCGCUGCGAUUAAAGCUGACCGAACCAUAACGAGAGAAAAGUACAGCGAGGCCAAGCUACAAGCCCAAUUCCUCAAGGCUUCGCCAGACUAUUUAACUGCAGUUCCAACGAACCUUUCAACUACGCUCUAUACGGACAAUGUCAAUCUUGCUGUGACUCCAGUUAUUGGCAGCGAGGCGCCAUCAUCGUUCUACAUUGUGAGGCACAAUAUUUAUAACAGCACAGAGACAACGACCUACAGAUUAAAUAUUGCAACAAGUGCAGGAAAGCUGACCGUUCCUCGACUAGGAGGAAAGUUGACUCUCAAUGGCAGAGAUUCCAAGGUUCAUGUCACUGAUUACAAUGUGGGAGGGACAACCCUUCUAUAUUCCACCGCGGAAGUAUUCACAUGGAAGAAGUUUGAUAGCGGCAAAGUCCUGAUUCUGUACGGAGGUCCAGAGGAGCUACACGAGGCAUCUAUCGUGUCAACUGCCAAGCCAACAAUAAUUGAAGGCAAAGGAGUCACCACGAAGUCGAUCGACGGAAAUGUCGUGCUACAGUGGAAGACAUCGGCUUCGCGCAGCAUUGUAAAGAUCGGUGACCUGUCUGUGUAUAUCCUUGAUCGCAAUUCUGCUUAUAACUACUGGGUUCCAGAUCUCGCAGACGGAUCUGCUGUCAUAGUCAAGGCUGGAUAUCUGGUUCGCACAGCCGCAACAAAGGGCAACACCCUUCAAUUGACCGGUGACUUCAACGCAACGACCCCAUUUGAGGUUAUUGGCGCUCCAAAGUCAGCAAAGAAAUUGACAAUCAACGGCCAACCUGUCGCUAUCGAAACAAGCAAAUCCACCGGAUCAUGGCAUGGCCUUGUUAAAUACCAGCGCCCAUUUAUCAAUAUCCCAGACCUGGAGCGUCUUCAAUGGAAAUCUACCGAUGCCUUGCCCGAGAUUCAAACCAGCUAUGCCGAUUCAGCAUGGCCUUCUGCGGACAAGAAAACCAGCACAAAUACUUAUCGUAACCUGACUACCCCAACCAGUCUUUACUCUAGCGACUACGGUUUCCACUACGGGUAUCUUAUCUAUCGCGGACAUUUCGUUGCAACUGGACAGGAGACUACCAUCACCAUUUAUACUCAGGGAAGGAACGCAUACGGUACUUCCGCAUGGCUCAAUGGAGUGGACCUGGGCUCAAAUGCUGGCGAUGCAAUUGUUGGCGAUACCAACACAACAUACACCCUUGGCAAGCUCUCCAAAGGAAAGAAAUACGUCCUGACAAUGUUGAUGGACAAUAUGGGAUACGACGGAAACUGGGUUAUCGGGUCUGAUUCAAUGAAGAACCCGAACGGGAUAUUGCACUACGAAUUCGCGGGGAGAAAGCAAUCGGAUAUCACUUGGAAACUCACAGGAAACCUUGGCGGCGAAGAUUAUGUUGAUAAGACUCGUGGUCCACUGAACGAAGGCGGCCUGUUCCCUGAAAGACAAGGCUGGCAUCAGCAGAAGCCUCCCACUAACGGCUGGAAAGCUUCAAAGCCCACAACCGGUAUAUCCAAAGCAGGAGUCGCCUUCUACACUGCUGAGUUGGAUCUCCAUAUUCCCAAGGGAUGGGAUGUACCGCUAUCUUUCACCUUCAAGAAGACCAAGUCAAAUGAAAAAUUCCGUGCUCAGUUGUACGUGAAUGGAUACCAAUUCGGCAAAUACAUCAACAACAUUGGUCCACAAGUGGAUUUCUCAGUUCCUCAGGGAAUUUUGAACUAUCAGGGUUCAAACACAGUGGCACUAACGCUCUGGGCUCAACAGCCAAGCGGUGCUAAGCUUGAGGGCCUGUCCCUAACUGCGGGAACUCCUGUGUUGACUGCCCUCGAAAACGUAGAGCUUGUCCCUAUGCCAAAAUACGCGAAGAGAGCGGGCGCAUAUUAGAAAGGAUAUCGGCGAUCAAUACGGAGUCCACGUAUUAAUUUUAGACUGCCGGGCCAGUUUGCCGCCCUAGUUCAAAAUAUUUCCAGUCGUCCGUUGGCUUUAGAACGACUGGUUUGGUGGAGCUUCAUACGUCACUGGCCGAACCUUGCCGUUAGCCAAUCAGAGUUUGAUGAUUAUUCCCGAUGUCGCUUUUGACGCUUAUUCUGUCGGUAACCAGAAUCGUUUAGGUUUAGCGCGGGCCAUUUACGUAGUUAUCAUAUAUCAUGCUUUUCCUC